AAAAAUAUAUAUCAUUGCAUGCUUUCAUGCAUUUUUGAAGUGUAAGUGGGGCACAGGUCAGGCAGCAGCCUGUGUGUUGACCCCAUCAGUCCUUGAUAGACUGGUACAGACAUGAUAAAUGUCAUUCACCCCGCCAGCUUCUGUAUUUCUCUUCCCAGUGCAGCUGAUUAGUUUAACUAGUCUUAUCGCCUCCACAUGGAGAACCCAGCUCUGUCUAUAUGGGAAGUCCAGGGUCACUGUUUUUUCUCCAUGCACAGGCUUAAAAAAGGGGGGUCAAGGCUGAAUAGGUGACAUCCUGGAUAAAUACAGCUGGAGCUUGUGGAGUUGCGUGACACUAUUCAUGCUUUCUGGAGCCAUAUGUUUCGUUGUUAACCAUAUUUGACGGACGCCUACUAUGUUUCCUCUGGAAGAGAAGAGUACGAACAACACUUGUUCAGGUUACUGGGAUCAGCAUCCGCACACCAUCCUUUACAACAUCUUGAGCUGCAGGAACAGUGGCUACCCCAAACACUUAAACAGCACAGUGCACAGCUGUCACUGUGAGCAGAAGAGGGCAGUUUACCUGAAGGACCCCCACGCUACCUGCCAAGUUGCCUCCAGUGUUCUGGUAAAAACUAUUUGCUUCAUGAGAAGUCUCCCAUCUUUUAGUCAGCUUCCAUCAGGAGAUCAAUUAUCCUUAUUAAGACAAUGCUGGGUUCCUCUUUUUGUUCUGGGUCUUGCACAAGAAAAGAUGGUAUUUGAAAUAACAGAUAUGCCAAAUUCAAGUAUCCUUAGACAGAUUUUGCUUGGGUCAGGACUCACUGAAAAGGAGGCCAAACAACCAACUUUUGCUGGAGUCCACAAUUUGAGAACUUGCCUGCAUCACGUGUGGAAUCUGGAUCUCAGUCCAAAGGAAUAUGCUUACCUGAAGGGUACUAUGUUGUUUAACCCAGCUGCCGAAGGUUUAAGCGCCUCGUUGUUUGUCGAAGGCCUCCAACAGGAGGCUCAGAGAGCUCUCCAAGAAGUCAUCCACCACCUGAACCCAAAGGACAACGGCCGCUUCAGCCACAUCCUCCAAGCUGCCUCUGCCAUUCAGACUGUCAGCCACAGCUUGGUCACAGAGCUCUUCUUCAAACCAGUUAUUGGCAACACAAAUAUGUUACAUUUGUUAACAGAGAUGUUAUUUUUAAAGUAAGAUCCCCAUGAGGAAGACUUCUAUGAGUGAGUGUUGUAAUAUUGAGUUUUAUACAGUGUAACUAUGAUGAAAUAAAUAAACUUAACAUCGUCUUUAGCUUGAUUAAGUCUUAAUCAAAUUAAUUCUAAUACUAUGUCUAAUAUUCUAAGUGUCCUUAAGGAAGGGUAAUUGAAGCAGCAGCAAGGCCAGACCUUAAAAUAUUGGAAUUUUGGCUCCCUCAUGUGGCUAUAUGUGGCAAAAGCAAGAAAAAAAAGGCAAACAAUACCUCUUUUGUUUUACUUUAUUCAUGAUUUUUUUACAUUGAGAUCACUUUUUAAAGAUGUGUUACUGUAUCUGCCAACACACUUUGCUGAAAAUAUAAACUACCAUAUAUUUCUAUUGA
Messenger RNA from Scomber scombrus (Atlantic mackerel), 1556 nucleotides. Its product is annotated as nuclear receptor subfamily 0 group B member 2-like. Gene Ontology annotation, cellular component: nucleus; cytoplasm. NCBI's taxonomy places the organism in Eukaryota, Metazoa, Chordata, Actinopteri, Scombriformes, Scombridae. The transcript is spliced from 2 exons. Gene Ontology annotation, molecular function: transcription factor binding; transcription corepressor activity. The record is from RefSeq and is a predicted model, not a curated record. Bases 395 to 1174 code for a protein of 259 amino acids. Gene Ontology annotation, biological process: negative regulation of transcription by RNA polymerase II; circadian rhythm.